Molecule: messenger RNA, 6295 nt
Organism: Megachile rotundata (alfalfa leafcutting bee)
Lineage: Eukaryota; Metazoa; Arthropoda; Insecta; Hymenoptera; Megachilidae
Gene: Raf
Product: serine/threonine kinase raf oncogene
Biological process (GO): MAPK cascade; protein phosphorylation
Molecular function (GO): ATP binding; MAP kinase kinase kinase activity
Source: RefSeq, a predicted model, not a curated record
GAUGUUCGCUGAAGCGCCGUUACUAUGUCCUCUUCACGAGGCAGUGGCCCGGAAUCGGGAGAGCUCAGUGAUUCUGAGGACGGUUAUUUAGAUACAGAUCCAUUAAGGUAUGAACUGAGAAAUAUCCAAAAUGUGAUACACGUUACUCGACAAAACAUUGAUGCUUUGAACAACCGCUUUGCUGGAUUUCAACAUCCACCUUCUAUAUACUUGAACGAAUAUCAAGAGCUAACUAGUAAGUUACAUGAUCUAGAAUCCAAGGAACAGAAGCUCAAUGAAUUGUUAAAUGCCAGUCGAAUAUCUGGUAGUGCUUCCACCUCCGAAAGUGAAUCACGUGAAGCCAAUGCAUCUACAAAGGGUCAGAGAACACCGAUGAGAUCUCUGCUCAGGGCUUAUUUGCCUAAUCAACAACGCACUAGUGUACAGGUUCGUGAGGGACUUUCAUUGAGAGACGCGCUUGCCAAAGCGAUGAAACUAAGAAACUUGACUACUGAAAUGUGCGUGGUAUAUAUUUUGGGAGCAGAUAAUUCCAAAUAUUAUACAUCCUGGGAUACAGACAUCUCUCUGCUUGAUUGCGAUGAAAUAUCUGUGGAAAUUUUGGAUAAGUUUCCAAUAACUACUUCCAUUUCGCAUAACUUUGUGCGCAAGACUUUCUUUUCACUAGCGUUUUGUGAAUGUUGUAGAAAACUCCUCUUUCAGGGAUUUUAUUGUAGAACAUGUAAUUAUCGGUUUCAUCAAAGGUGUGCAGGUGGUGUACCAGCUUUGUGUCACCAAGUACGUAUGCAGGAUGCUUAUUACCAAGCAUUACUUGCUCAUAAUCUUGAGAGUACCGCUGGGAUUUUGCAACUUCCUUCUGGUUAUGGUUUAAGCAGAAGUAUGUCCCCAUCUUUAGCUCCAUCAAGAAAUCAGAGGCAUCCACGUUCUUUGGGACAACAAGAUCGCUCCAGUUCAGCGCCUAAUGUUUGUUUUAAUAUGGUCAAACCAAGCGGAGAUUCUGCUAAUUUAGAUGAGUACAGUAGAUCUCAAAGUUUAGGUCGUCCUAUUGGUAUUAUGCAAAGUGCAGUGUCGCCUGGUAGCAGUCCAACAAAACAUAGUCAGUCAACACAGGCUAGUCCUACCAGUACCUUGAGGCCAAAAAGACCAAGAGCAAGAUCAGCAGAUGAAUCAUCUAAAAAUCUUUUAGCACCUAGAGAAUCCAUAGAAGAUUGGGAAAUUCCAGCAGAUGAAAUUUUAGUUGGAGCUCGUAUUGGAUCAGGUUCUUUUGGAACAGUGUACAAAGCUCAUUGGCAUGGACCUGUAGCUGUAAAAACACUCAAUGUUAAAAUACCAACUGCUGCUCAGUUACAAGCAUUUAAAAACGAAGUAGCAGUUUUGCGCAAAACGCGACACGUAAAUAUUCUUUUAUUCAUGGGAUGUGUGAGCAAACCGCAGCUUGCAAUUGUUACUCAGUGGUGCGAAGGGUCUUCAUUGUAUAAACAUUUACACGUAUUUGAGACAAAGUUUGAUUUAUUCACGUUGAUAGAAAUUGGAAGACAAACUGCGCAAGGUAUGGAUUACCUACACGCAAAAAACAUUAUCCAUAGAGAUUUGAAAAGUAAUAAUAUAUUCUUACACGACGAUCUUACUGUGAAAAUUGGCGAUUUCGGCUUAGCUACGGCAAAGACUAGAUGGUCUGGUUCUCAACAAUUCCAUCAGCCAACUGGAUCUAUCCUUUGGAUGGCACCAGAAGUGAUACGAAUGCAAGAAGAAAAUCCAUACAGUUUCCAGUCCGACGUAUAUGCGUUCGGCGUUGUUUUAUUUGAAUUAUUAUCUGGACAGUUACCGUAUUCACACGUUAAUAACAAGGAUCAAAUAUUAUUUAUGGUUGGACGAGGAAAUUUACGUCCCGAUUUAAAUAAAUUACGUUCGGAUACUCCAAAAGCAUUGAAGAGACUGACAGAAGAUUGUAUCAAAUUUUCUAGAGAAGAGAGACCAAUAUUUCGUCAGAUUUUAGCUAGUUUAGAGGGUCUUUCGCGAGGAUUGCCCAAAAUAACAAGAUCAGCGUCUGAACCAAAUUUGAAUAGGACACAACUACAGUCGGAUGAUUUUGUAUACACCUGUGCUUCACCAAAAACUCCAGUGAACUUCCAGUUCGGGGCAUUCUCUUUUUAUCCUUCUGGUGGAAACAUAUAAAAGUAACACCCGAAGCAAUGAGUCUGAUGCAAUUUGCAUAAAUAGAAUAUUUACGAAGAAAUUUUAAAGGAAUCAUAAUAAACUUAGCUACGAACAAUCUAUGCAAUUCUUUCCAACUACACUUUGACAGUGUUGCAAAACUGUUUGCUCGAUGUAGAAUGUGAUUACAGAAUACUUAAUGCAACUAAGAUAAAAGGGACAAGAAAUUCAUCUUAUUAAUCAACGUAUCUGAUUGUAUUUGGCAAGAACGCAUGCGUAGCUUUUACCUUUACAUACUUACUAUCUACGAGAAGGACUUUUAUUUAAUGAGUUGUCGCUCGUGUGUAAAUGCAUAUUCUCAAAGCGUGUGUAUACGCGCCAAGAUAGUGUGUGUAGAGGUCUGUUACUUUUGUGGAAUCCUUAUGAAGGAUGUAAAAAUAAAAUUAAACUAUUUUGGUUAAAAAUAAAACCAAAAAAAGAUUACGUGGUAUUGAAAUGACAAAUCAAAUUAGAAGUCAAAUAAAAAGAAUGAAAGUGAUAUGUACACUUGACCUAUUGACUCUUAAGACUUCAUUAAUAAAAUAUUGGACUCUAUGAGAAGCGUGAGUCACUUAUUCUAGCUUAAAAGUUUAUUGAAAGCAUAGGUAGGAAUUUAGGGCCUAAGCCAAUAAAUUUUAUCGAUCGACAAUUAAGGGAAUGCAUUCGUGUUGCGACUUAAUAAUUGAGAAAAAGGGAAGGAAAAAAAGAACGUUAUCGACUAACUUCCAUUUUCCUAUCUUUAUAGUCGACUUGUUGUUCCUUGUAUUUUAAUAUUUAUUCGUUUAUACUAUAACUACUCUCUCUCUUUCUCUCCUCGCUCUCCCUCAUCCUCCUUCCCUCUACCUCUCUUUUUUCAUUUUUUUCUUGUAAGCUGUUCAUUGUUCGAGACGGACAAUGCAGGAAGGGGCGCGAAUUUCACUUCGAGCCGAUAGAUCAGAAAUAAAAAGAUAAGUAUUUGUUACGCGGCAUCGAAGGCUCGAGUUAAACAAGUAUGGCAAUUAAAGAAACUUUGUUACAAUAAACGUGUUUCAGAUAACGGCCCCGACGAGCAGUAAAUAAGUUAACGAGUGAAUUGUGUACGGACUACAAGUAUAAUAAGUAUAUACAGGGUGUCUUAUGAAAUUAAUAUAAACUAUUUAAAAAAGUAAUUUUUGUAAAAUUUUCUUUUCAGCGCAAAACGAUCUUAGAAGUUAAAGUAAUUAAAAUUUUAAGGCGUGGAACUAAUUUAUAUACUCUGAUGUAUCGUAAGCUUUUUCUUCGACCAAGGAAAGGAGUAGAGGGAGAGAUUUUCCACCACUUUCGAUCUUUUCUUUCUAAACUUUCCGUAGGUUUUUUCUAGUCUCUUUCAAAAUGCUUUCUGAGCACGCUUUAGAUCUCCAUAGGUUCUUUGUAUAUUCCCUCUAUAGUAUUAUGUAUUAUAAUUUUUAAAUUAAAAAUUGGACACUUUUUAUUUGAACAAUGAUUGUGUACAUUUUUAGUUAUGUUCUUUCUCUUAUACUAACAAUCACACGACACCCUGUAUAUAGAAACAUACUUGACGAUAAAGUAAGCGUAUCAAAAUUUAUUUAUUCGUGACGAGUAACUAGGGAAAAGUUAAGGAGGGGGUGAAAAAUUAGAUAAACUUGUUCGGUACGCGUCUGAUGCGAUCGAUAGCGCGGGAAUAAAAUCAAAGGUUUAUUUAACACAGAAAGCUCUUAAUUAUUACAAAGAAAUUUUAACGCUAAUGAACAACAACACUGUAAAUUAACUACGUUUUAACUUCGUUUUGCACACAACCGCUAUUUUAAAUCGUUUUUCUAACUUCGCGAACUCUCUGGAAACCGUCUUUCACGUCUGAAUGUCGCCAACUCACUGCUCCUUUUUUUUCAUCGUUUAUUUGUCACGCUGUCAAUUUAUUAGUAAAAUCGAUAAUUCUCGAAUGUGGUAUUUACAACUAAUCGAUCCUACCACUAACCUGCAUUCUACAAUAGUGAACUUUACAAUCGUGUUAAGCGACAUUUUGCAACAUUCUGCGCUAAAAUUUAAUGUCGACUCGAAACACGUUUCCAACAAGUAUAUAUAUAUUAUAUAUAUAAAUGGCCUAAGAGGAAAUCUUCGAAAUUGAUUAUUAGUUGUAUAGACUAUUAUAGUGGUCUUGUUUCGACAGAAAAGCACGCGGCAUCCCGAUUUUUGUUAUUUAUUUAUUUAUGUAUAAUCCAGUGUGAUAUAGACUGCGACUAAAAAAAAUAGUGAAAAAUAAAAAAAAAUAAAAGAGAUAAAAAUUCGAAAGGAAAACUGUGCGUUGGAGAUUGAAAUCUCGUUGAGAAUGCGUGAAAAAAGAAAACAAGGAAAAAGGUGAAAAGCAUUGCUGAAACGUGUUCACCGGAAGCAAAACGACGCACUUUUCAUUGUUAAAUAACGCUUUCUCGUCCCAGGGAAACAGUGAACUGUGAAACAUAAUUAACGAUAUUACAAAAAUACUGCGAAAAAUAAAGAAAGGGCGGAGGGUUAAGCACAUUUGCUUUGCGAAAUUCCUUUAAAGUGCAAUACUCUGUAAUAAAAACUUCUUUGAUAUACGUAUUAUUUCGUAACAUUUUGAUAGCCGCAAAUUUUAUAGGAUUUACGGCCUUUUCGUUUGCUAUCGAAGAUUAAAUUAUUGAUAGAUUUAUAAUCGUUGAUUCUAUACAUUGAGAAAAAUGGAAAAUUUUCAGACCAGAAGGCAGAAUCAAAUUUGAUCCCUUGGAAAAAACAUUGACUGUAAAUAAGAAUUUAUGAUCUUGUGCUUUACUCUCCUCCUUGAUCGAUCUUCCUGCACGUUAUUAUCAAAUCUUAGGAUGUUAUUAUUAUUAUUUUUCUUGGGAGACAUUCCUCUGUACAUUGCUUCGAUGUAGAAGGGUCUGAAAGCGAUUGCGAGCGAUCGAGAAUGUUUUGUGCCGAUUUGCAUGUUGAAAAAUAUAAAUCAUGUACGAUGUACAGGAUGUUUCAGAACUUGAACUAUUAAAUUUUGCCAUUCUUCAUAAAUAGAACUUGAAUAAGUUGCGAACAUUCUUAACGAAGAAUUAAUAAGUAAAACUAAGAGGUUGUUGCAUAUAAGCGAUUUUGAAACGUACAUUUCGCAACAGGAAAAUAUCGUAAAAUAGUGAAUGUGAAUGUUUUAUUAAUGAUUUUUAUACAAAAUGGCUGGCUAACAAUUAUGGCAAACCAUGAAUCGCAGUGAUGAUCGUAUUUUGCUUCUUGGUAGCUUCCUGUCAAGGACUGUUUCCUAAUCAAGACUAUUUUUAAUUUAAUACAAUAAAGCAAAAUAAUUAACAAACACAUAAUGCAAUAUAUAAGUUCGAAGAUUAAAUCAGAUAAGCAAUCCUGCCCAAAAUGAUAAUUUUGUAUGUAAAUCUGCCAUUUCAUCUGCAACAACCUAACAUUUUAACACGAGAGGAAGAACUUUUAUUAUUUAAAAUAAUUAAAAAUUAUUAACUUAAAUCAUUCUAUUACGUAUGAAAAAAAUUAUAUUUGUGCUAAUAUAGGAAGAUAUAGUAUCUAACUUUGAAACAUCCUGUACAUUCAAAGAGUUGACUCCUGAAGGCUUAAAAUCGAUUCGAAUAAAUUGUAAUUAUUUAAAAUAUCCAGAAAUAGUUAAAAUAAUGUAUCGAUCUAUGAGUCUUGAAGAGUCUACUUGAAUCUGUCGAUGAAAACUACUGAACUUUUAUAGCUCUUAAAAUCGAUCAGAUAUCGAAGCAAAGUGUGAUUACUUUAGAGAACAUAAGGCUAAACAGCAUCGACAUUUGUUAAUCGUGUAGGAGUUUAAAACGAAUCGUUUCCUUCGAAUUCUGCCAGAUAUAGCAUCGCAUAGGUUUGACACGAUAAAAAAAAGACUGGAUCGAGCGAGAUUUUUAGUUUGAUCGACGGACGUUUGAUCGUAACAGGAUUUCGGAGCAUCGUUUUUUGUCAAAUCACGCUGAAACUGCUGUCAACCCGAAACCGCGUGUCUUAUAACGAGAUAGCGUGACCGAGAUUGGAGAUACUUAAUUCAAUCAAUCAUGACGAUCGAUUGAUCAUUGUAUUCAACCAAAAAAAAGAAGCAAAAAUAAAAAAUUAACUCUUCAUGUAAACAAGUCUCGUUCUUUUUAUU